AUGGUCUCCGCCUUCGCGCUCCUUGCGCUCGCCAUUCCAGCUCUUGCUGCCGACAAGGCAUUCCUCGGAUGUUUCAAAAACAUUCCACCAGGAGGCCCCUCCGCGACUGUGACCUCUGAGGCAGCCUGCGACCGACUGUGCACUGACUACCCAUACGAGUUCUACACCAUCAUCAAGGGCGGCGCCGCGCGCUGCCAGUGCGCCGACAGGCAACCCAACGGCCUCGGCAACUGGCAGGACGCCGCCGAGGGUGACCAGUGCCAGACUGGCGACGCUCGCGGAUACCUCCGCAACCCCCCCUACACGCACACCGGCGAGUGCAUCGCCGCGCCGUGGUUCUACUCGGGCGCCUACUCCAAGUCGGCCGGCAUGUUUGGUGGCCCGGGCCCUUAUGCCGUCAAGACCAACCCCAAGCAGGCCGACACGACCGCCAAGUGCUUCGACACUUGCAACGCCGCCGGCUACGAGUACGCGAUCUACAACGCCAAGCCCGGAAACCAGAUGUACUGUGUCUGCGCCAACGGGUACCGCGGCACCGCGGGCAAGUGCACCGGCGACACUUACUACGUCUACGGACGCGGCGGACCCUUCCAGCCAGGUGCCUCGAGCUCGACCUCCUCAUCGAGCUCUAGUACCUCGGCGGCCACCUCUACGAAAUCCGCCACCACGACUGUCACCUCCACCAGCUCGACCGCCUCUUCCACCAGCGCCACCGCCACCUCCACUAGCUCGACUGCUACUUCCACCAGCUCGACUGCCACCUCGACCACCUCGACCUCGACCACCUCUACUUCGACCAGCAGCACCUCGGCCGAGACGACAACGAGUGUGACCCAGACUCCCGUCGAAACCCCGGCUCCUGUUCCGUCGGCGGCCGAGACCCCUUCUCCCGCACCCAUUGCCCCCGUCGAACCUACCAUGCCUGGCCCAGAGGAGGCUCCGUCCGCGCCUGCUCCGGAGGAGGCCCCGUCCGCACCCUCUCCGGAGGAGUUCCCCACCGCGCCCGUGGAGCUGGAGGCUCCGUCUGCUCCUGGCCCCGAGGAGAUCCCUCAAGCCUCAAUUCCCGAGGCCCAGCCCCAACCCUCGAUCCCCGAGGAGCUCCCGACCACUGUCGAAUCUGAGCCGGCGCAGGUUUCCGCUCUCCGCAAGCGUGGACACUCUGCCCCCAUCCUCUCCCCCUCGGCAUCCCGCUGCAUGCGUGGCCUCACGGCUUGCGCCAUCCCCGGAACCAACGACUGGGAGUGCAUCGACGCUAUGAACGACCUUGAGUCCUGCGGCGGCUGCACCACAGGCGGUUUCGGCGACAGCGCCCUCGGCGUUGACUGCACCGCCCUCCCCGGCGUCAAGAUGUCGGGCGUCACCUGCCAGACCGGGCGCUGUGUAGUCACCGCCUGCCGCGCCGGCUUCUCGCUUUUCGCUGGCCAGUGCAUCCGCAACUAG
Messenger RNA from Cutaneotrichosporon oleaginosum, 1440 nucleotides. RefSeq lists its product as uncharacterized. Lineage: Eukaryota; Fungi; Basidiomycota; Tremellomycetes; Trichosporonales; Trichosporonaceae. The record is from RefSeq and is a predicted model, not a curated record.